Prorocentrum cordatum is the source of this 1134-nucleotide messenger RNA. The record is from the annotation of a GenBank genome assembly. Lineage: Eukaryota; Dinophyceae; Prorocentrales; Prorocentraceae.
AUGGACACAGACGGCAGCACCCUGCUCGGCUUCCCGGAGUUCGAGGUGCUCGCCCAGCGCAUGGUCGAGGCCGUGAGCAGCGCCAGGGUGGAGGAGGACCUGCGGCUCGGCAGGGAGCUCGGCUUCGAGGCAGACCAGGUGGCAUCGUACCACGGAGUGUUCGAUCACCUGGACGCCGAUGGCGCCGCCCCGGCGCACAGCGCCGCUCUGCCCCUGCGGCCCUCCAGCGACAUGAUGCGCGGCGCCCGGCUGCUCGCCCCCGCCUGCUGCGGGCUGGCGGCCCUGGCGCUCCGCACCGAGGUGGAGAGUUCCCCCGACCCCUUCUCCGCGGAACAGCGCCUGGGCGAGCUCGCGGAGCGCCAUGCCGCCGCGCUCUCGUGGCCGAGCAGCAAGCCGCUGACGUACUGGGGGUGCGACGAGCUCCCGUUCCGGAUGGCCAUGCCGCCGCACGCGGCCACCUGCACCGUGUCGCAGGCGCUGAUAUGGACGAUCAGGGAGUCUGGCAUGAGGUGCACGCGCGGCGGCAAGCCGCUCAAGAACGCCGGGCAGAGUCACGACCACGGUGACCUUGCGCAGAAAGUCAUGAACCGCAUAGGCUGGAGCAAGUUCAACUCCUCGGUCUCCUGGGUGUUCGGCAAGGACCCGUGGAGCCGAAUCGUGUCCGCCGCCGCUUGGAUGGGCGGCUUCAACGCUACUGAGAUGCCAGAUGAGCAGAUUCGGGCCUUCCGCAGUUACCUGUACACGAAAUUGCCCGAGCAGGGCACGCCAUCCACGGUAGGCGUGUUCAACUACUUGCAUUCUAUCUCAGACUAUGCCUACGCCGUCCCUCCAGGCAGGACAGAGGAAAAGCAGGUGGUCACCUACGUGGGCAGCGUCAAGGACAUAUCUCGGAGCUUCAAGCAUGUCUGCGAACUCCUUGGCGUCCGGAGGGAGCAUUGUGUUGACCCCAACGACCCCAGGGUCGGCCAGCACAAGAUUUCGUCGGGCGGGUUGAAGGUGUCGGCAGACGGAAAACAGCUUCCGACGCACCGCGUGCGCACCGUCGACCUGUUCGACGACGAGCUUCGCGGGCGCGUCGCAAGGAUCUGGGCGAAAGACAUCGAGAGGUUCGGGUUCGUCUGCGGAGAACUGUGA